Messenger RNA from Kuraishia capsulata CBS 1993, 780 nucleotides. RefSeq lists its product as uncharacterized. The transcript has a single exon. The coding region runs from base 1 to 780 and encodes 259 amino acids. NCBI's taxonomy places the organism in Eukaryota, Fungi, Ascomycota, Pichiomycetes, Pichiales, Pichiaceae. The record is from RefSeq and is a predicted model, not a curated record.
AUGAUUUUCGCAAAGGGACUCUUUAUCCUGGCCAUGGCCAGUUCAGCUUUUUCAGAAGAUACCGAAGAAGCCAAGACUUUGGCUGCUGAAUACGACUUUGACUUCCUGGUGGCAUUCCUGAAUGACUUUUCAAGUAAUAUCGCCAGAUACACCAGCUACAUGGUCGAUAACUCGAUGACCUACCCGAGGCAGUUGGUCCAAUUUUACAAUGAUGUUUACACUUAUACUGACUAUGGCUUCACCACCUUGGUUCCAGACCAGUUUCCCUUUUCUGAGUUUCAGACCUUUAUCUCGGAGUUUCCCUGGUACACCACCUUGCUGAAGGAGGGUGACAUCACGGCGUUCGCUGUUCCUGCCGAUUAUUUGACUACUGAUGUCACCACCAGCACUUCUGAGUCUUCUGAAAGUAGCACAACUACUACUUCUGAGUCUUCAACAUCAAAGUCUUCGUCAUCGAAGACUUCAUCGUCAAAGACUUCGUCAGUCCAUUCGAAGUUCACGACGUCAUCAUCAAAGAGCGCCGCACCGAGUACCAGCCUGACGUCAAUCACCACGUCAAGCUCCGUUUCACUAUCCAAGUCUCAUACGAUCCACUCUAGCCUGACUUCUUCAAUUUUGAGUGUAUUGAGCAGCUACCAAAGCAAAUCAAAAUCUUCAACCUCCUUUUUGAACACCUCGUCCAUACCAGCCACCGAGUCAUACACAUCCAAUGGGGUAUCCAGAGCAAGAGUUUAUCCAUGGAUCGCCCUGGCAAUUCUGCUCAUGAUCCCUUUCAUUUAG